GGCUGGGCGCGCAGGAGUCCCCGGGGGGCGGAGUCUAAACCGCGCCGCCCCGUCGCUCCCUUUCCAUUGGGGCAGGCGGCGGCCUGAGAUGGCUGGAGAGGGCAGAAGGCGGAGGUGAGCCGGCCGCCCCCUCGCCGAGGACUCCGCGCCGCCUUCUCCUUCGGCCGCUCGGCGCCUUCCAUGGUGCGCGGUUGGCCUCCGGCGCGCGCCCGCCCCCUCUCGAGCCAUGUCGGCGGGCCAGGACGAGAGCUCCGUGCGGGUGGCCGUCAGAAUCAGACCUCAGCUGGCCAAAGAGAAGAUUGAAGGAUGCCACAUCUGCACAUCUGUCACACCUGGCGAGCCUCAAGUGUUCCUGGGAAAAGAUAAGGCCUUCACAUUUGAUUAUGUGUUUGAUAUUGAAUCCCGGCAAGAAGAGAUCUACAUACAUUGCAUAGAGAAAUUGAUUGAAGGCUGUUUUGAAGGAUACAAUGCUACUGUGUUUGCUUAUGGUCAGACAGGAGCUGGCAAAACAUAUACCAUGGGAACUGGGUUUGAUGUUAACAUAAUGGAAGAAGAACAGGGCAUUAUACCACGUGCUGUAAAACACCUUUUCAAAUGUAUUGAUGAAAAAAGGCAUUCUGCCAUUAAACAAGCGGUUCCUCCUCCAGAAUUUAAAGUGAAUGCUCAAUUCUUAGAGCUCUACAAUGAAGAAGUGCUUGAUCUCUUUGACACAACACGUGAUAUUGAUUCAAAAAACAAAAAAUCAAAUAUCAAAAUCCAUGAAGAUUCUGCAGGAGGAAUAUACACAGUGGGAGUCACGACACGGUCUGUUAGUACAGAGGCAGAGAUGAUGCAGUGUUUGAAGCUGGGCGCUUUAUCUCGAACCACUGCCAGCACUCAGAUGAAUGUUCAGAGCUCCCGUUCUCAUGCUAUCUUCACUGUCCACUUGUGUCAGACUAGAAUUUGUUCUCCAGUUGAUGCAGACAAUAUGACAGAUAACCGAAUAAUCUCAGAGUCAUCUCAGCUGAAUGAGUUUGAAACUCUUACUGCUAAGUUCCAUUUUGUGGAUUUGGCAGGGUCUGAACGAUUAAAGCGUACUGGAGCUACCGGAGAGAGAGCGAAAGAAGGCAUUUCCAUCAACUGUGGGCUAUUGGCGUUGGGCAACGUAAUAAGUGCAUUAGGAGAUAAGAGCAAGAAAGCAACCCACGUACCGUAUAGAGAUUCCAAAUUAACCCGGCUCCUACAAGACUCUCUUGGAGGCAACAGCCAAACAGUCAUGAUAGCAUGCGUGAGCCCUUCAGACAGAGAUUUUAUGGAAACUUUGAACACUUUAAAGUAUGCAAAUCGGGCACGUAACAUCAAGAAUAAGGUGAUGGUUAACCAGGACAGGGCUAGCCAGCAAAUUAAUGCUCUGCGAAGUGAGAUUACUCGACUUCAGAUGGAGCUCAUGGAAUACAAAACGGGUAAAAGGAUAAUUGACGAGGAAGGUGUGGAAAGUAUUAAUGACAUGUUCCAUGAAAAUGCCAUGCUACAAACGGAAAAUAACAACUUGCGAGUAAGGAUCAAGGCCAUGCAAGAGACCGCUGAUGUCCUGAAAGCCCGAAUCACACAACUUGAGAGCGAUCGGGCCAACCAGGUCCUUGCCAGAGCAGGAGAAGGAAAUGAAGAAAUUAGUAACAUGAUUCACAACUACAUCAAAGAAAUUGAGGAUCUCAGGGCAAAACUUCUUGAGAGCGAAGCCGUGAAUGAAAACCUUCGGCGCAGCUUGUCGAGAGCUUCAACGAGGUCAGCGUACUUUGGUGGUCCCUCGGCAUUUUCUGCUUCAAUGCUUCCUUCGGAAAAAGAGACAAUUGAGAUCCUUGAUAUAGCAAAGAAAGAUUUAGAAAAACUGAAGAAAAAAGAAAAAAAGAAGAAAAAGAGGCUGCAGAAACUUGAGGAAAGCAGUCAAGAAGAACGAAGUGUUGUUAAAGAUGAGAACACAGAUAACGAGCAGGAGAAGAAGGAUGAGAGAGACAUUUCUGAAAGAGAGAACCAUGAAUUAGAAGCAGAAGAAAGUCAGGAGCCCAGUGACCAUGAAGAGGAAGAGGAAGAUGAAGACGAAGAGGAUGAUGACAUGGAAGGUGUUGAAAGCUCAGAUGAAUCAGAUUCCGAUUCAGAUGAAAAAGCGAAUUAUCAGGCAGAUUUAGCAAACAUCACAUGUGAAAUUGCCAUAAAGCAGAAACUUAUAGAUGAGCUAGAGAACAGCCAAAGGAGGCUUCAGACGCUGAAAAGACAAUAUGAGGAGAAGCUUAUGAUGCUGCAGCAUAAGAUCAGAGAUACGCAGCUUGAAAGAGAUCAAGUGCUUCAAAACUUGGGUUCAGUGGAAUCCUGCUCAGAAGAAAAGGCAAAGAAGGUUAAAACUGAAUAUGAAAAGAAACUCCAGUCCAUGAAUAAAGAGCUGCAGAGGUUGCAGGCUGCACAGAAAGAACAUGCACGAUUGCUUAAGAACCAGUCUCAGUACGAAAAGCAAUUGAAAAAGUUGCAGCAGGAUGUGGCAGAAAUGAAGAAAACAAAGGUUCGCCUGAUGAAGCAAAUGAAGGAAGAGCAAGAAAAAGCAAGAAUGAAUGAAUCUAGAAGAAAUAGAGAAAUUGCACAACUGAAAAAGGAGCAAAGGAAAAGAGAGCAUCAAUUCAAGCUUUUGGAGGCUCAGAAGAGGAAUCAAGAAGUCAUUCUGCGUCGCAAAACAGAAGAGGUUACCGCACUUCGACGCCAGGCAAGACCUUUAUCUGAUAAAGUGAGUGGGAGGGUGAGUCGGAAGCUGAGUUUGCCGGAACACCCAAAUCAAGAACAGUAUUCCAGUGUGUCAUCAAUAGAGAAUGAAGGAUCAAGAGCAUCAUCACAACAGAAGAUGCGCAUACCUGUAGCCAGGGUCCAAGCAAUACCAGCAACCACAACCAAUGGAACUAGGAGCAAGUAUCAAAGAAAAACAAUGACCACAAGAAUUUAUUCAUCCAAGGCAGCCCGAAUGAAGUGGCAAUUACUUGAACGCAGAAUCACUGAAAUAAUUAUGCAGAAAAUGACCAUAUCCAACAUGGAGACAGAUAUGAAUAGAUUACUUAAGCAACGUGAAGAACUUACAAAGAGGAAAGAGAAGCUUUCGAAAAGGAGGGAGAGAGUAAUCAAAGAAGGUGGUCUGGAUGCUGAUAAAAAUGUUCACAACAUCAGUGAAGAAAUGGAGUCACUGACAGCAAAUAUAGAUUACAUCAAUGACAGUAUUUCUGACUGUCAAGCAAAUAUCAUGCAGAUGGAGGAAGCAAAGGAGGAAGGAGAGACUCUAGAUGUCACAGCUGUGAUCAGUGCCUGCACUCUGACAGAAGCUCGAUAUUUACUUGAUCAUUUUCUUACCAUGGGCAUUAAUAAGGGUCUCCAGGCAGCCCAAAAGGAAGCCCAGAUCAAAGUUCUUGAAGGACGCCUUAAGCAAACAGAGAUCACAAGCGCUACCCAAAACCAGUUACUGUUUCACAUGUUGAAAGAGAAGGCAGAACUGAAUCCUGAAUUGGAUGCCUUGUUGGGCCACGCUUUGCAAGGUAAUUCAGACCUAGAUAGUGUACCACUGGAGAAUGUGGAAGACAGUACAGAUGAAGAUGCUCCAUUGAACAGCCCUGGGGCCGAAGGAAGUUCUUUGUCUUCUGACCUCAUGAAGCUUUGUGGAGACGUUAAGCCUAAAAAUAAGGCACGACGUAGAACUACAACCCAGAUGGAAUUGCUUUAUGCUGACAGCAGUGAUUUAACCUCUGUUACCAGCACAGGGGACAUGGCUUUGGCUGGCUCACUUGCAUCCAUGGCAGAAGCUCAGGAAGGUGCAUUGAGCACUGAUAUGAGAGAGUCUAAGGAUAGAGAGGUUGCUCCUUCUCCAUCAAGCUUACCUUCUAAGAUUGGCAGCAUGUCGAGACAGUCGUCUCUGACAGAAAAGAAAAUCCCAGAACCUUCGCCAUUAUCGAAGAGAAAGACCUUAGAGAAAUCUUCUGACAAACCAAAGUCAAAAGAGCAAAAACACUCAGAUUCUGGAACUUCAGAAGCUAGCCUCUCACCUCCUUGUUCCCCACCAAGCCGGCCCCGUAAUGAACUGAAUGUUUUUAGCCGUCUUACUGUUUCUCAGGGAAAUACAUCAGUUCAGCAGGAUAAGUCUGAUGAAAGUGAUUCCUCUCUGUCGGAGGUACACAGAGGCAUAAUCAACUCAUUCCCUCCUUCAAAGUGUGUCAGAUCUUCCUCACUUCAGUGUAUCCAUAUUGCUGAAGGUCACACUAAGGCUGUGCUUUGUGUUGAUUCAACUGAUGAUCUCCUCUUCACUGGAUCAAAAGAUCGCACUUGCAAAGUAUGGAAUUUGGUGACUGGACAGGAAAUAAUGUCUUUGGGUGGCCAUCCAAAUAACGUCGUUUCUGUAAAAUACUGUAAUUAUACCAGCCUGGUCUUCACAGUCUCAACGUCUUAUAUUAAGCUGUGGGACAUCCGAGAUUCUGCCAAGUGUAUCCGAACACUAACGUCUUCAGGCCAAGUGAUGCCCGGUGAUGCCUGCUCUGGAAGUACUAAUAGGACGGUGACCAUUCCAGCUGGGGAAAACCAGAUAAACCAGAUAGCCCUAAACCCAACUGGAACUUUUCUCUAUGCAGCUGCUGGAAAUGCAGUGAGAAUGUGGGACCUGAAAAGGUUUCAGUCUACAGGAAAAUUAACUGGACACCUGGGCCCUGUCAUGUGCCUUACUGUAGACAGCAUGUCCAAUGGACAGGAUCUCAUCAUUACUGGCUCAAAAGACCACUAUAUAAAGAUGUUUGAUGUCACUGAAGGAGCACUUGGGACAGUAAAUCCUACACACAACUUCGAGCCUCCACAUUAUGAUGGCAUUGAAGCUCUUACUAUUAUGGGCGACAACCUGUUUAGCGGAUCCAGAGAUAAUGGCAUUAAAAAGUGGGAUUUGGCACAAAAAGACCUCAUUCAGCAAGUUCCUAAUGCCCACAAAGACUGGGUGUGUGCUCUGGGUCUAGUGCCCGGUUCCCCUGUCCUUCUCAGUGGCUGCCGUGGAGGCAUACUGAAGCUUUGGAAUGUAGAUACCUUUGCCCCAAUAAGCGAGUUGAAAGGGCAUGAUAGUCCCAUCAAUGCCAUCUGCACCAACUCCAGCCAGAUCUUCACGGCGUCAGAUGAUUGGACUGUCAGGAUCUGGAAAGCUCCCAACAGUCUGGAUGGCCAGAUCUCAGAUCCUGGAGAUACGAGCGAAGAUGUUGCUAGUAAUUAAACCUGAGUUCCAACAUACUACAACUCAAGCUAUGGUGAUAGAUGGUGUGUGUUCUUCCUGAAAGCUGCUUUGUUGGGGAAAGAAAACUGGAAGAUACAGCUCAUCUCAACUGUUAAGUGUAUUGUAUUCUGCUAAAACUGCUGCCCUUAAGAGCUGUCCCUAUGUACUGUAUUUUAAAACACUAGUCUGUUGGUGAUGUAUGCUUGUCUCACAUAUAAUGGCUGGAAUUGUGUGUACAUGUAAGUCUUGUAAGUUAAACAAAUUGGAUGUCUGUUGAUUUGAAUGGCAGUUUUUAAAACUAACUGGACAAUAUGAAACACAUACCUCACUCUCUAACCCCUUCUUUCAGCCAAACUUCAUCUCAUGGUUGUAUGGAAUGUUGUUGUAUUUGUUGCCUCCUUUCCUUGGCCUUCAGUAGAAGAAAAUUGGGACUUCUAUAAAGUUUACUUUUUGUUUUGCUGCCGUUGGAAAUGUUAAGACUGGAGAGGAGGGGGGAACCUUUGAGACAGAUUACUGACCUGACUACGUUGUGGUAACAAGAAUGCCGUAGGACCUCUGUUAACUUUUAGCAUGUAUUCUUGUUGACCAAAGUUGUGAAGCUACCAAUACUCUGUGCUCAGGACUAGAACUAAAAAUGUAAUUGAAUUGCUGUUAAAUUCUGAUUAGUGCUUUGGCUAUGAUAGUACUCUUAACACCCUUACAAAAAAAACCCCAAAACAAAUACAAAACCCCUUUAAUCUGUUUCUCUUAGGAACAAAAACAACUCGGGUGUUUUUGUUUAACACAAACACUGUAAACAGCAAGAGGUCCUUGCUUUUAAUCUAAUUCGAUAAUGCUGCUAAAUAUCUUUUAAAAUGUUUUGCUGAUGAGCCUUGGCAGUUACUUAAAGGAACCGUACCACCCGUGUCAACAAAGGCUGUGUAAAUACAUAGGUUGUAAAAAGAGACUCUCCUAACAGUGUGCCUGCCUGGGUUUUUAAAAUGCUGUUGUAGAGUGUGGAUAUUGAGCAAGAGGGUUGUAUAAUUUAUCGAGCUUUUUGGGGACGUUAAUUUGUAAAUUCAGCAAGUUUUAAAAGUUUAUAAUGGAUUCAGGAACAGUGUUGAAUUAUUUUCUUGGGUUUUGCCGGCAGAAAAUAUGAGCCUAAAAAUGUACAGCUUGUCGUAGUUUAUGCUUAAAUUAAAGAAGAGUUAAUGUAAAA
This is a messenger RNA of Heteronotia binoei (common prickly gecko), 6446 nucleotides long. It is a transcript of the gene KIF21A, whose product is annotated as kinesin family member 21A. Gene Ontology annotation, molecular function: microtubule binding; microtubule motor activity; ATP binding. Lineage: Eukaryota; Metazoa; Chordata; Lepidosauria; Squamata; Gekkonidae. Gene Ontology annotation, biological process: mitotic spindle organization; microtubule-based movement. The transcript is spliced from 37 exons. The coding region runs from base 227 to 5248 and encodes 1673 amino acids. The record is from RefSeq and is a predicted model, not a curated record.